Leucoraja erinaceus (little skate) is the source of this 1209-nucleotide messenger RNA. Its product is annotated as troponin I, slow skeletal muscle-like. The record is from RefSeq and is a predicted model, not a curated record. NCBI's taxonomy places the organism in Eukaryota, Metazoa, Chordata, Chondrichthyes, Rajiformes, Rajidae. The coding region runs from base 72 to 566 and encodes 164 amino acids. Gene Ontology annotation, cellular component: troponin complex. The transcript is spliced from 6 exons. Gene Ontology annotation, biological process: muscle contraction.
AUUCCUUUUGUUUUUUAUUGCAGAAAAGGGGCAAAGUCCCGAUUGCACGUAAAAUCCACCUUAAGAGUUUGAUGCUGGCAAAUGCAGCGAAGAAACUGGAAAAAGAAAAGAAUGAAAGAGAUAUCGAAAGGAAUCGAGUGCUAAAGGAUACUGUGCCACAACUUAACACGUCGAGCCUUUCGGUUCAGGAACUGCAAAACAUGUGCAAACAAUUCCAACAGACGAUCGACGGUGUUGACGCGGAACGCUAUGACGUUGAAGCUAAAGUAUCCAAAAACAGGAAAGAGAUCGAGAGCUUAACUCAGAAAGUUUUAGAUCUGAAAGGCAAGUUCAAACGUCCCACACUCCGUCGGGUCAGGGUAUCUGCAGAUGAAAUGCUGGGCGCUCUGGCAGAGACCACCUACAAAACCUCGUUGGAUUUGAGGUCAAAUCUAAAAUCAGUGAAAAAAGAGGACGAGAAGGAACACAAACAGGUUGAAGUCCAUGAUUGGAGGAAGAACGUAGAAGCUAUGUCUGGCAUGGAAGGAAGGAAGAAGAAAUUUGACUCCGGUGCUCCACCUCAGUAACAGAUACGUUUGGAAGGUGGACAUUAUAAGAAGCAAAUCUGAUAAGGAAAUAGUCCAAUUGUAAAGGAACGUUGUACACAAGGCUGAUGACAUGUUCAACAAGAAGAGUCACUGAAUGAGACUUCAUAUUUGAAUUUAUGAAACUAAUGACAAUGAAAGACUACGAAUAGCAGUAUUAACUCUCUCUGCACCAAGACCUUUCCAACUUUAAAAAUAAGAACACAUUGCCUUUUAGAAGUCAACUCAAGUAGUUUCGCAUCGGGGAAACAUCCUAAUAUUCGAGAAAUAUCCUGAAUCAAAGAGUAUUAUUUAUCUUACAGCCUUUAAAAAUGGUUGACAAAUGCUUGGUAUUAUUUGGAAGGUUUAUGAUGGACCAUGUUACAGAAUGCAAAGGUUGUGGUGAAAUCAACAUUUGUUUUGGUCUCUUGGAAGAAAGUUAAGGCUUUGUGAAAUAUUGCAAUGGAAGCAGUUUGCAUUUAGCUUACAAUCCACACUUUUUCAGCAGAAUGAUUCAGAAAAAUGUGUAAUUAGUGAUUGUUGUAGUUAGAUUAUUUCAACAAAAACAAGAUUUGACUAUUUAUUUUAAAGUGUACAAUUGUUCGCUUUCAAUAAAGGUGUAUGCGCAUUAGAUAUCUUCAUAGUU